Dendrobium catenatum is the source of this 1495-nucleotide messenger RNA. RefSeq names its product pyrophosphate--fructose 6-phosphate 1-phosphotransferase subunit beta 1. The record is from RefSeq and is a predicted model, not a curated record. NCBI's taxonomy places the organism in Eukaryota, Viridiplantae, Streptophyta, Magnoliopsida, Asparagales, Orchidaceae. Gene Ontology annotation, cellular component: cytosol. The transcript has 14 exons. The coding region runs from base 117 to 1331 and encodes 404 amino acids. Gene Ontology annotation, molecular function: ATP binding; diphosphate-fructose-6-phosphate 1-phosphotransferase activity; 6-phosphofructokinase activity. Gene Ontology annotation, biological process: glycolytic process; photosynthesis; response to glucose.
AUGCCAACUAUCGGCCUCAUCAUAAAUGUAAUACAUUUUCAUAGUUUAUUUUGCUAUGUACGGCUUGGUUGAGUAUAACUUAGUGAAAUUUUAUGUGAGCACAGGGUGGAUUUGAUAUGAUCUGCAGUGGAAGGGACAAGAUCGAAACUCCUGAACAGUUUAAGCAAGCUGAAGAAACUGUCUUGAAACUCAAUUUAGAUGGCCUUGUUGUUAUUGGUGGAGACGAUUCAAAUACCAAUGCAUGCCUUCUUGCUGAAUACUUCAGGUCAAAGAAUAUAAAAACUCGGGUUAUUGGAUGCCCAAAAACAAUUGAUGGUGACCUGAAAUGCAAGGAAGUUCCCACAAGUUUUGGGUUUGAUACAGCUUGCAAGAUUUAUUCUGAAAUGAUUGGAAAUGUCAUGACAGAUGCUCGUUCAACUGGAAAGUAUUACCAUUUUGUGAGACUUAUGGGUCGUGCUGCUUCUCACAUCACGUUGGAAUGUGCUUUGCAAACACAUCCCAAUAUAACAAUUAUUGGAGAAGAGGUUUCAGCCAAGAAGCAAACUCUUAAAAAUGUUACAGACUACAUUACUGAUAUAAUCUGCAAACGUGCAGAACUUGGUUACAACUAUGGUGUCAUACUUAUUCCCGAAGGCUUAAUUGAUUUUAUCCCUGAGGUUCAGACUCUCAUUUCCGAGCUAAAUGAAAUAUUGGCUCAUGAUGUUGUUGACCAAGAUGGGCAGUGGAAAAAGAAGCUCACACAACAGUCUCUUAUUCUGUUUGAAUUCCUUCCCCAAGCAAUCCAGGAACAGCUUCUCUUGGAAAGAGAUCCUCAUGGCAAUGUUCAGGUUGCUAAAAUAGAGACUGAAAAAAUGUUGAUAUCAAUGGUUGAAACUGAAUUGGAGAAACGGAAGUUGGAGCCAAAGUAUGCGGGGAAUUUUAAAGGGCAGUCCCAUUUUUUUGGCUAUGAAGGAAGGUGUGGUUUGCCUACAAAUUUUGAUUCGACAUAUUGCUAUGCAUUGGGUUAUGGUGCAGGAGCCCUUCUCCAAUAUGGGAAGACUGGUCUAAUAUCUUCAGUUGGCAAUUUAGCUGCCCCUGUGGAGGAAUGGUCUGUUGGAGGAACUGCAUUGACUUCAUUAAUGGAUGUCGAGAGGAGACAUGGUAAGUUCAAGCCUGUAAUCAAGAAAGCAAUGGUGGAACUUGAUGGCGCACCAUUCCUAGAAUUUGCAUCUAGGAGGGAUGAGUGGGCCAUUAAGAACAGAUAUAUCAGCCCUGGGCCCAUUCAGUUCAUCGGCGACGGAUCCAAUGCCAUCAGCCUCACAUUGAGGCUCGAACUUGGCGUGCAUGCCUAACCUUUGAAGUGUCACACGUACGUUAUAAGAAUUAUAUUGAAGACGCAGAACCGCCUUUUUCGGAGUUAAUACCACAUGGAAUGUUGGUAAUGUCGAUCAUUUACCUGAAGCUCGUCUUCUUGUUAUGUAUGAAAUGCUAAUUAAAUAGCGGUUUUGUUUAAUAA